GACGCGACGGUCUCUCACUCGGGUGCAGCUUUCAGGUGCGCUUCACCGUCAGAGGUGAAAACUCCUGGAGUCGGUGCGAUGGAUUUCAUCAGCUGAGCAGCUGAACGUCUGUGAAGAAAUAAAACAUGUCGCGGGGCAGCGACGCAGAAAAGGCCGAUUGAAGUGAAAGUGUGGACCGACGGUUUUCUAAUGACUCUCACCUUUCCUCAUACUCUGCCUAAGUUUCAAAUGUCACUUUCCUGUCGCAUCUUUCUUUCCAUGAACUAACCAAACCCAUCACACUUGCAGCUAUUUCUUCAUCCUCCUCUGCUUUUCUCCGUCUUCCUGUGCUCCCUCUGUUCAUACUCCUCCUCCUCUUCCUCCUCUUCCUCCUCUCCUGUCAUGUCGGUAUCCAUGAGGAACCCUCCCCAGCGCCGGCGCUCUCUGGGUCCCGUCUCCCCCAAACGCAUUUACAGAAACCUGUCCGUCAGACUGAGGGGCGGGGAGACAUCUGUUGCCGGGGAAACGGACGCGCCCGGACACCUCAGCAAGUCUGCAGAUGCUUACCAGACUCUGUGGGAGGCGGUGGAAAACGAGGACACUUUGGCUGUACAAAGCCUGCUGUCCAGAGACCACACCGGCUGUGGAGGAGGAGGAGGAAGCGGAGGAGGAGGUGGAGGAGGAGGAGGAGGAGGAGGAAGCUUGUGGGAGAGAGGAGAGAGGAAAGAAAAGGACUGGGAGAGAGAGAGGGAGAAGGGGGUGAACAGGGUGAGCGAACAGGGCCUGGUCCCUCUGGACGUGGCCGCCCUCACACACAACUCCCCGCUGCUCCACGUGCUGACAAAGGCGGGAGCCAGACAUAACCCCGUUUUGUGCCGACCAGCAGAGUGGGCACUUAAGCUGGACGCCCUGGUGGCACUGGCGGGCAAACGUGUGGACGACAGGAAGAGGGAGUUGGUGAGGAAGACGGGGGCGGGGCCUCAGGUGCAGUCCGACGUCCAGAGACACAUCCGCCUCUGGAGCCUCAGGCUUCAGCUGUAUUGCCGGAUGAGGGAGAACUUCCACAAGACAGAGCUCCCCGGCCCUCCCAGUCACGUGUCCAUAGUGGUGACCAGCACGUCCUCUUUGUUUGUGGCGAUCAAAGAGCCAGAGGGUGACAACAUGGGGCUCAUCACCCGCUACAGAGUGGAAUGGAGCUCCUCAGCCAGCUUCAAACGCAUCCUCGCCUCAGCCCAAGUUACAGAGACCAAGAAUCCCUCUUACAGUAUCAAGGGACUCACAGCGGGGGUGCAUUACUUUGUGAGAGUGAGUGCCUACAAUGUGAAAGGAUGGGGCCCGCCUCAGUGCUCUGCUCCAGUCAGCGCCGCCCCCUCCAGUUGGAGAGAGUGUGUCGGUGUCAAGUCUCAGCUCAGGAACCAUGAGGUCAUAGUGAGGAAACUGCUGGAAGAUGCCAGAGAACCACAUUACAGAGGAUACUGCAUAGAGAGCUCGAAGCCCCAGAGUCCCAGCAAGCGUCUCUCUGUGUCUCGAGGCAUCAAACAACUGUUCCAGUCCGCCACCAAGUUUGUUCGCCUCCUACAAAGGGGCGUGUACUUGGCAACUGUGUUCUACCACAAGGACAACGUCCUGUUGACAGCCGAAGAUCAAAUCCCCCUGGUGGAGAUCCAGUGCUGCUCCACCUCCAUCACCCACGACUUCCCCUGGUUCGCCAAGUUGUCAUGCGCCUGGCAACAAGUGCCCUGGCUCCAGCAGGCCCUCUCCUCCGCACAUUCAUCUCCCUCCUCCCUCCUUCAGAACAGGCACAACAUUUUAAGAGCCGUUUCCCAGCUGCAGUCUUCCCUGGGAACGGUCGACCUGGGCCAGGUGUACUACGAACCUCUGAAAGACCGGCAGGGCAACGUGCUACUGGUGACUCUGAAGGAGUUCCCAAACCCUCCCAGUCCUCCCGACCCCCCGCUCCACUGGCUGCCCCUGGCCCGCCUGGAGAAGAACCGCAGCAGGACUCCUCGCCUGCCCGAGCCCACUGCCAUGGACAUGCUGUAUGAGCAGCUCAAGGAGAAGCUGUCCUUCCACAGGCACAGCAUUCAGUGGGCUCAGCCGGGCCUGUACGUGGGCAUCCUGAAGCUGUGCAGCUCCGUGGAGCAGAUCAGGGUCCUGGUUCCCCAGAGGCUGCCCAAUCUGCUCUGCCACACCCGGGUCCGACACAACGCCCACGUGUCCAGGGAGGAGUGGACAUGGCUCCAGAGUCACGUUUACACCACAACCAACGGCAGCGUCCAGAACCUGCUGAGCGGCGAGGACGAGAGUCUGAUGGAGAGCAGCGGGCUGGUGGAGUUUGUCAGGUCUCUGAGAGCGGCCGUCACACACCUCCUGACGAAGCUCAACAUCCCCCUCUACAGGGCUUACCAGUACGGUGUGUACACUCGCGAGCUGCUGCAGUUUGGAGACAAGCUGUCCGUGCUGCUGCUGCUGCCCCCCAGCGAGGACUUCAGCUCCAGCUACUGGCCCCUGGUGGGGACCAAGGAGCCCGGCCUCACCAUGCCUCUGCAGAUCUUUGAGCUAGUUCACUUCUGGACGUAUGAGCGGGACUUCCUGUCCCAGUACUGCCAGGCGUGGGUGAGGCUGGAGCUGGACACUCAUCUGGCCCAGCAGGCUCUGCGGGAGGCGCUGGACACCAAGGAGGUGCAGGAGGCCCGGGAGAGGCUGAACCACAUCAGUGAACUUUCCCAUCGUCUGGAUGUGGUGUGGAGGGACGCCCGCUGGAUUAUGGACUGUCUGCAGUGCGUUCGCUCCAAGCAGUGGGUGGGGGCGGUGCCUCUGGGUCUGGUGAUGGGUGGAGACCCACCGCCCCGUCCCGACGGCGAGGAAGAGGAGGAGAGUUUGACCGGCAGAAUGACGUGGCCCAGUCGAAUGCAAGCACAGAGAGCCAUUGCAGCUUCUCUGUCAGAGAAUUUAGACAGCGUGACUCCACCUAAUGUCGUCACCGCUGAGGUCUCCGCCCCGGCAGGAAUCGAGGUCGCCCCCGAAGAGGCCGCUCUGGGGUUGACGGAGGGCGUCGCCAAGGGAGGGUACCCCGUGGACAUCACCGCCCAAUCGGCGGUGGACUUGACGAGCAUCGGCCCGUCUGAAUUAGGAUGCGCGAGCGCUUUAAUUGAAUCUGGACUCGAGCCGGCCGCCGUCGCACAGCUGGAAGUAGCGUAUACAAUGCUGGACACACAGGAGUCCUACAGCCGGGAGGAGGACUUUCCCUCCAGCAUCACUGAGGUGAUCCGACCGAUGGAGAUGGCAGAGUUGGUGGACAUCUUGCCCACGCUGAGUCUUAUCGAGGAGGAGAUCCCCAGUGGCCCCCCCACACCCUCAGUAAUGGAUAUGCUGGAGAGCUUUGGACUGGGGAUCGGUGACAACAACAGCUUCUUUAACUUGGGGAGUUCAGUCUUGAUCGAUGGAGCUGGAUGUCUCUCACAACCCGACGUGAACUGUAACAACAGCAGCGACGGCGUGAGGGGGGCACACGGCGAGAACGUGGUGUCACGAGGACAAGACGUCGUGGUGGUGGUGUCGGCCUCUCACGCCGCGUCGGGCGCCAGCGGUGGAGACGUGCCUGUUUUGAGCUGGGAUUUUCCUCCAGAGGAUACAGAGACUCAGCAGGUUCCCAGCAAGGGGCCGUGCCUCCCAGCGAGAAACCAGGUGGAGUGGGACAGACCCUCCGGCAGCUCGUCCUGAUAUCGACUCAAGCAGCAGCCUACGUCGAACUUCUGUCAAUGUAAAACCUCAGCAGCUGGACGCCAUCGAUUCACAGAGAAAAAGCCGAGUUAGAUUUUUUUGGUUUGGAAAUGACUUGAUCCUUAGUCCCUGACUUUCCAUCAGUGUCCACUUCACGUGACAUCUUGAUACAACUUCAUCUAACAUAUGAUUGCAGCUGAUCUAAAGGUGGAAACUUAAAAGAAAGAUGUCUUUGUUAGACUUAUUUAUGUGGUUUGCACAUGUCUGGACCUGUAGCUGAUCUUCUCUAAUAUUCAGUCCAGUAGAGCUUCUCGUGUGCAUCAGCUAAGUUAUAUAGUACCAGUUCUUAUGGCUUGAAAAUCCAUCACUCACUACAGUAUAAAGCAACACUGCCGCUUGUUGGAGCUGGUAAACAUUAAUUUAUAUUAAAUGCAUACAGUUCAGUUUUCUCUGCAGUCGAUAAGAAGCUGUUAUUCUGUGGUUUACCUCUGUAAACUUUUGGUAUUUAAUAACAAAGCGGGAGUGAGAUUUUCUAAUCCUGUUGAUCAUACAGUAACUGCUGUUAGUCGGACCAGUUUGCCAGUUUCGACUAUUUGCUUUUCUGUGGUCGACUCGAGCCGAGAUUCACAAGAAACACGAUUCAGACAAAAAAAAAGCCUAAAGAUAAAAUGCCAGUUUAACAGUCGUGAGAAGGACACGAAGGAGGAUUUCUGUGGUUUCUUCAGUUGUUUUCACAGAUGAUCCCUCACUACAAAGGUUUAUUCAAAUUCAGGUUUUUAAAUCCUCAAACAUUUCAUUUAUUUGCCUCCAUUUACCCUUUAAGUAAAAAAAGUGUUUGGUUUGUCUCAAUUCCUUAAGGAGCAUGAAAUCCAUUCAAAUUCAUGCAUGCAGAAAGUUAUUACCUCCGCCAAGUCGGUUAUGUUUUCACCCGUGUCUGUUUCUGUUUGUUGGGUUGUUUGUUUGUCAUCGGGAUGAAAUUAUUUGCUCCGAACUUGGUAGAGGGAUGGACGGGGGAUGGACGGGGGAUGGGCGGGGGAUGGGUGGGGGAUGGGCCAGGGAAGAACCAAUUAAAUCUUUGUGCAGAUCUGGAUCAUUUACUAUGAAUUUGGAUUUUUUUUUUCCCUCUUAAGUCUGAUGUGUGUUGUUUGACUCUGGCCUUGGCGGACGUUUGUGCUCUCACAGUGCCUUUUCUAUGUGUUUCAGUUUGGGAGAGGGAAACCUUAAUAAAAGGAAUCACCACAGGAACAAUGCAGACUGAACCGACUGGAUAAAAGACUAUGGACAAAUAUUAGACGUGUGUGGAGUGGCAGAAUGAGGUGGUUUUCUUAGCAGAGCCACAAAAACGAAGGGAUGUACCGAAAAUGCAAGAAUACAAUACAAUUGAAUAGAGCUUUUCUUUGCAGUUCAGUGCCUCUCAACAAAAGUCAAUAUGGCUGUUUCCAUCGGACGAAGUUCACAUUAUUAGCAAGGUUUUUAUCUUUUGUAGGAAUAAAAGAAACACAGUCACUUUAAACACCAUGAACAUGUGGACAACUACAUUUCCUGAAGGGCAAUAUGUAUUAAACUGUUAAGUGGGUUGUAAUUGCCCAAAAUGAUGUUGUUAAAAACUGCUUUAAAUACCUCCUGUGAAGCUGUCGCACGGUGCUUUAGUAUUCCAUGUUUCAUUUCUUAUAUUUCUUCUUCCCCUUGGGUGAGAAAAACAAAUCAAUGACUGUGUGGAUGUGCAUGGUCUUUAAAACUGAAAGGUUACAGUCUGCACACUCACACAGGUGUUCUCACUUAUUUUACCUAAUUAGACUUUUCACUGAGUGGGUGUGUACAGACUGCGCUUCAUUGACUUCCCUCUGUUGUACGUGUUGAGAGGUCGGGUAAAGGAUGGGGCAGAGUCUAAUCGACCGGACUUAAAAGAAAAUACCUUUUCACUGACUCACUGGAGGUAAGUGAAUUGUCAAAUUAAUCACGUCUCAUCCUAAUGAUGCAACAACAUGGGGACAUGUAUGUUGGAGAAUAUUAGGUUUAACAAGACAAUCUAUAGUCAAUCAAUCUGUUGCGUGUUUCCCCUGCUGUGUUAGCAAUUAGCCGCCAGAACAGAGUAGAUGUACUCUGAACGCUUUCCUAUGAUAAAGGAAUACAUUAAAGUUCUAAUUAACUUAGUGCCAGCUCUGCCUCACAUCAAAUAGUUACUGAUUAGGACAUCAAAGCAGAACUCAGUCACCCUUUUUUUCCAGAAUUGUAGUUAAUUAUUUUUGCUGGUGCCACUAAUGAGUGUGCCUCCACUGGUUCACAAAGGUUAAAUCUGAUUAAUUGUGUAUCUACUAUGUAAUUCAAUUGUGAACUUGAGACAUUUUUUGUUUUAUUUUGAAAGACUAGUUUGGUAUAGCAUUGUCUGUCUUGACUGAACGAGAAUUUCAAAGUUAAUUCACCGUAUUUUAAAAUCAUGAAUGUUCGUUACCCUCUAUUGGUCGAAAUGGGGAACUGCAACCAUCAAUUAAAUUGGUUGCUAAAACGUACAGUAAUAAGCGUAAUAAGUGGUGCACAAGUUUAUGUUAGCAAUGAAUAAACUGAAAUAGCUGCAAAGUAAGAAAAAAUAAUUGAAAAAUGAAAUAAA
Molecule: messenger RNA, 6310 nt
Organism: Seriola aureovittata
Lineage: Eukaryota; Metazoa; Chordata; Actinopteri; Carangiformes; Carangidae
Product: ankyrin repeat and fibronectin type-III domain-containing protein 1-like
Exons: 19
Coding region: 382-3702 (1106 amino acids)
Biological process (GO): regulation of establishment of bipolar cell polarity; establishment of mitotic spindle orientation
Cellular component (GO): spindle
Molecular function (GO): protein binding
Source: RefSeq, a predicted model, not a curated record